CGCGGGCAUUCGGACGGACAGAGUAGUGUUCGGACGGCGUUUAACUAGCUUACCAAUACGGGAACAUGUUGACUGCCACAAACAUAGGAUAUGCAUUUAUGGUAUUUGCAUUGUCGAUAUUAUGGAUACCCUGCACGGGAGUUGAAAGUUUUUUGCAAGACUUUCAGCCUUGUACGUUCAAUCCUUUGUGUUCAUGCACCAAGUCAUACGACAGUUUGGGUGAAGUACAUUGUGUUGAUGUGUACUUUCCACGCAUACCACCGACUAUAAACCGUUCUAGGUUGUCGACACUUCAUCUUAGGAACAAUGACUUGGACAGCAUAGAGCCUUACUUCCUCGUCAAUACUGGUCUUUAUAAGAUGACAAUCCAAGACAAUCCAUUGCCAAAUUUAAAUGAUGAUUCUUUAUAUGGAUUAGAGCAUUCAUUAUGGGAACUAGAAUUAAUUAAUACUUAUUUAAAUUAUGUCCCAAGUCGGGCGUUACGAAUAUUAUUAAAAUUAAAAGUACUUAAUUUGUCAGGCAAUCAAAUAUCAGAGAUAAAGAUGGGUGAUUGGAAUGGAUUGGAGAAUACUCUUAGAGUUUUAAAGCUUGCAAAUAAUGCACUUACAUAUUUGCCAUACAGGGCUUUUGAUGGACUUAUGUUUCUAGAAACACUUGAUUUAUCUGGUAAUAUGAUUUCUGAAAUACAUGUAAAUGCAUUUCAAGACGGUCCAUUACAAUUAUACAGACUUAAUUUGGCUGAUAAUUUGUUGAAAUUUAUUCCAUACAUGCAUUUAUCGUCAUCAGCGAUGAAAUUUAUGAAAUAUUUGGAUGUUAGUUAUAAUUUAAUUGAAAAUACAAAAGGAUCAUUAUUAUCAGUAACAUCACGGAGUGGUGGAAGACACAAGUUUCUUCUAGACGAACUUCAUUUGGAAUAUAAUCACAUAAAAAUUUUAGAAAAACAAAGUUUGCAGAAUUUUGAAUCUAUAAAUAAAACAUAUUUUAAUGGAAAUCCAAUAACACAUAUUCAAGAUGGAGCAUUUCAAAACACUAAAAUUCGAGAGAUAUUUAUGGUCGAUUGUGAAAUCUAUAAUGUAUCAUCUGAAGCAUUCAAAGGCCUCGAAACAUAUUUGCAUACAUUGGACGUGUCAAAUAAUAACAUAACAGAAUUUCCUAUUAAAAAGUUACAGCAAAAUUUUAACAUGCUUAUGAAAUUAGGACUUGGAGAUAAUAAAAUAAAAAAUUUAUUUCCUAUUCAUAACGAGGUAACAGAAAAGAUAAUAAAGUUAAACGAGAAGAAAAAAACAAACGAAAAGAUCGUAGCUCGCGAGGAUAAUAAACAAAUUGCUCAAGAAAAAGAUAAUUACUAUCACGAAUUUUAUUCUUUGCAAGAUUUCGAUUUCUCUGGAUGGAAUAAUGGUCCGCUUCAAAUUAAAACCAUUAAUGGUUUUAAGUAUCUUCGCCGACUUUCUUUGUCAAAGAUGACCACAUCAAUUUUAGAACCAGAUAUGUUUAUGAAUUUUACUAUUGAUAUGGAGGAACUUCAGAUCACAAGGUCAGAUAUAAAAACAAUCAAGGCACAUGCAUUUAAGCAUGUCCAUGGACUAAAAUAUUUAGAUUUGUCUGAAAAUAUAAUAAGCACAUUGGAUUCUGAUGCAUUUAAAGAGAUUGGACAUUCUCUUCAAUAUCUUAAAAUGUCACACGCUUUUGCAUCUACAUUUAAACCAAUACCAGCGGAAGCUUUUCGGUAUUUGAAUAAUUUGAAAUAUUUGGAAUUAAGUAAUAAUCAUAUGCAAUAUCUUCGAGAAUCGAGUUUUCACUCUCAAACAAAUUUAAGGAUGUUAAAGCUACAAGAUUGCAUGAUAGAGACUUUGCACAAAGGGACAUUUCAAGGUGGACAAGAAGGAAGUCACAAUCAUCUGGAAGAAAUAUAUAUGUCAUUUAACUCUUUAAAAAAAAUUGAAGAAGGAUCUUUUGAUGAUUUACCAUCAUUGGGAAAGAUUCAUUUGGAUGGAAAUCGAAUAAAUCGUAUUGAAAGACAUGCUUUUACUAAUCUGGAGCGUUUAAGAUGGUUAAUUUUAAGAGGGAAUCAAAUUGAAAAGUUGGAGAUAGAAGCAUUUCAAAAUUUACCUUAUUUACAAGAACUAGAUUUGGCUUAUAAUUAUAUUAAGCACAUGGACUUUACAUUUUUAGAUCAAGUUGGAAUGCUUUCAUAUUUCCGUAUGAACGUUAGUCACAAUCUAUUAUCGAAACUAUCAUCCCAUUAUAAUGUAUCUACAAAGGACUUCUAUGUACAAUCAAAUAUUAGGGUUUUAGAUAUUUCAUAUAAUAACAUUAAAAGUAUAGAAGAUAAGUAUUUUUCUCCAAUGGAGUCAAGCUUAAGUUAUUUGUACAUGUCAUUUAAUAAUUUACAUCAAGUAUCUAGAAAUGUGUUUGGUUACUUAAAUAAUCUUAUAUGGUUAGAUCUUGGACAUAACAAUAUCGCUGAAGUUGGAUUUGAUUCCUUUAAGGGAUCUAAAAGACUACAAGUUUUCAAAAUAUCUCAUAAUCAUUUAGCAGAUUUACCUAAUGAUUUGUUUAAAGGAUUCACUGAACUUCGAUUAGUUGAUUUAUCAUAUAAUAAACUUCGAGUAUUACCAGACAUGUUUUUCAGCGAAGAUAAUUUAGAGGUAUUAAACAUGGCUCAUAACGAAUUGUCUCGUAUGCCCGUUUUAUCAUUUAGUACACAUUCUGCGGGCAUUGUACGUGAUAUGGAUUUAUCUUUCAACACAAUAACAGCAUUACCUGUUUUUGAAAUGUUUUCUAGGUUUAAAUCCUUAAAACGGUUAAAUCUUGCUGGUAAUCGUUUGGUACAUCUUGAAGAUUCAAACUUUGCGAGUUUAAUUCAUUUAACUUACCUUGACUUAAGUCAUAAUAAUGCAUUGAGUUUUGAAAAUAGAGGUCGUAUGUUCUUAGGCCUCGAACAGUCGCUUCAACAUCUUGGGCUUAAAAAUAUUUCUUUAACAUCCAUACCAGAAUUGCCACUACCAUCUCUUAUAAAUUUAGAUUUAUCUGGAAACCAAAUAUCAUCUGUUGGACCAGAAAGAGCUUCUAAUUUAUCAUCGCUACGGAAUUUAGAUUUAAGUCAUAAUGAAUUAAUUGGAUUUCCAUCUAUUAUUAUGAAUUUACCAGAGCUCAACAACCUUAAUUUAUCUAAUAAUCAUAUUUAUGAUUUGAAUAACAGUACUUUAAAUACUGGUGUUCAAAAGUUGAUUACUUUAGAUUUGAGUUAUAUGCCAUUUUUAUCAUUUGAAACUGGUGCUUUAAACAAAAUGACAUCUUUACAAACACUAGUAAUCAGUACAUUUGUUGGUAUUAAGGAUUUCAAUAUUCCUUCUAUAGUUUCUGACGUUCAUACUCUUAGAAAUUUGAAUCUUAAAGUUGAUAAACUAUCACGAAUGGGAAAAGAAUUAAUUGGUUUAUUUCCAUAUAAACUAAGGAACUUCACGAUUAGUGGAAAAGCUUUACACGGUCUUGUAUUAAAUAAUAUUUUUCGAGGUCUGAGAUAUCCAAAUUUGAAUUUGACAAUUUUCAAUACUAGUUUGGAAACAAUAUCAAGUGACGUUUUUCGACAUAUGGGGACUGUGAGAAAUAUAAGUUUAGAUAUUAGAAAUAAUUCGCUGAAGUCAAUAGGAAAUCCAUCUACUAAUAUUUCACCAAAUCAUCAUGGUCAAACAUUUUUAACUUCGCUAAAAGUGUCUGGGAAUCCAUGGACUUGUGAUUGCAAUAUUGGCUGGAUGGAAGUUUGGCAUCGUAAAAAACGUCAAUUUUUGUGUAACCAAGAAGACCCGUCAACAGUGCCUUCGAAUAGAUACAGAGACGUUGAACACUAUUCAAUUAGUAAAUCUACGUGUCUUAUUGGUGACGAAGAUCUUGAGAUAGCUGCUUGUGGAGAUAGGAAAAAACCACUAGCCGAAGCUUUUAAAAACGACAUUGAAUGUGGGUGGGGAGCAGCCGGUAAAUUCAAAUUGCAUUUGACAAUUAUUGUUUCUGUUUUAAUGGUAUACAUAAUAAUGAUAUAACUCUCAAAAUAAAACUAAUAUAAGACAAAAAAUCUUACACGAUUAGGUCCUAAUAACAUGCGUUGAAAUAUUAUAACAAAUAUAAUAAAUUAUUAUUUAUUUCAGAUAGUUUUUUUAAAUCAAAUCUACUCACAAAAUCAAAGAAAAUAUUCUAACAUAGUAAAUCUAGAUUUCAUGUAAGA
This is a messenger RNA of Melanaphis sacchari, 4222 nucleotides long. It is a transcript of the gene chp, whose product is annotated as chaoptin. NCBI's taxonomy places the organism in Eukaryota, Metazoa, Arthropoda, Insecta, Hemiptera, Aphididae. Gene Ontology annotation, molecular function: protein binding. The coding region runs from base 66 to 4040 and encodes 1324 amino acids. The record is from RefSeq and is a predicted model, not a curated record. The transcript is spliced from 17 exons.